AUGGCCAGCACCCGUGAUUCCCAUUCCUUUGCUUGCGACGAAUGCCGCUUGCGCAAGUCAAGAUGCUCCAAAGAGCGACCAGUAUGUCUGCAAUGCAGACAGUUAAACAAAGAAUGCUUAUAUAGCCCCAAAGUCAGCCGGAGCCCUCUAACUCGACAACACUUGACAUAUGUUGAAGAUCGCCUACAUUCGUUUGAGACAGCCCUAGGAAGGCUAUUUCCAGGUGGUGAUCUAGAUGCUACCCUUCGGUCUCUUCUGCAGAAUCCAGAAGCUCCAAGGGCCCCUUCAUCAAAGUCCUCUUCGAGGCACUCUACGCCGGCUAAGCAUGAGCAAGAGCCUGCCGAGCCAGCACCUGAAGCUCUCCCCCAGCAAGCCGAUGGCUUUGAUUGGGCCGAGAAAGAAAUCACCCUUGGAGAUUUGACCGAUGGAAUGGCUGCACUGUCAAUCAAACCCGAAGGAGCUGGUUACUUUGGAGCUUCAUCAAGUGUUGUUCCCUUGCGAGCAUUAUUCGAUCAUGGGUUCGACUUAAAUAUGCCUGUCCGAUCAGCAAGAUCGGGAGGCGUGCCUCUCAAGGCGCAGCUCCUUGAAAGCGCCCCAUCAGGGUUGAUCGAACAAGCUUUCAUCGAUGCUUUCUUCCUCAACUACCACACCAGCUAUCCAUUUGUCCACGAGCCAACUUUUAGGGCACAGUUCAAUGAGCCAUCUAUUCGCCCGCAUGGCACCGCGUGGCACAUCCUUCUCAACACAAUAUUAGCCCUAGGGGCAUGGUGUAUUGGUGAUGACAGCUCUGACCUCGAUAUCACCUUCUACCAAGAAGCCAGAGGAUACUUACAACAGGCUUCUGUGUUCGAGACCGGAAAUUUGACAUUGGUGCAGGCGCUUUUGUUACUGAGUAACUAUGCCCAGAAGCGAAACAAGCCAAAUACCGGAUGGAAUUAUCUCGGCUUAGCCGUUCGAAUGGCCAUGAGUUUGGGUCUUCACAAAGAGUUCCCCGGCUGGAAGAUUAGCUUGCUGCAACGAGAAAUCCGGAGAAGGUUGUGGUGGGGCGUAUUUAUCUUUGACAGUGGCGCAGCAAAAACCUUUGGAAGACCAAUUCUCCUACCCGAAGAGUGCGUCAUGGAUGCCAAGCAAGUGCGGAAUAUCCAUGAAGAUGAAUUGACACCAACCACAACUACACUUCCCGACGAAUCUCUCGGCCCGACCAUCUACUCUGGCUUGAUUGCCCAGGCUCGAUUCCACCUCCUUACCAAUAGCGUCUAUCAGCGUCUCAUCUCGAGCCCUAGCCCAACAGCCGAAGACACGUUGAGCCUUCAAAAGCCCAUCGAAGAGUGGUACAAUAGUCUUCCAUCCUACCUGCAACACCCGCAAAUGCCUUUAUCCGUGCAACCAACGAAUCCGGACCCCGAUUCACUCGCUCUCGUCCGCAACCGCCUACUAUGGCGAAACUGGAACCUUACCAUCCUUAUCCACAGACCCAUUCUCCUUCGCUGGGCCGCGAGACGUUGGAACCCACUUAGCGGCAUGCCAGGCACUCCAGAUGCAGGAACCGAAGAUCCAAGCGAGACAGAAUGCCGAGUGCGCUGUCUUCAGAACGCCCGGUUGACCAUCUCCUCCAUCUCUGAUUACAUGGAGAACUAUAUCUGCACGAGACUUGGCGCAUGGUACAUGCUAUACUUCCUCUUCCAAGCUGGCCUCAUUCCCAUCGUCUUCUUCAUGACGGACCCAUCCAAUCCAGACGCCGCAACCUGGCUUCAGGAUAUCGAGACCACCAAAGCUCUCCUCACCCAUCCAUCACUCGGUACCAACCGCUUCGCAACUCGUUGUUACGAAGUCAUCAACCGACUCCUGGGCCCACCCACCAAUCCUCAACCACAAGGCAUCCCCGCCACCGGCCCAUACGAAGCCCAUCAACAACCCAUGCACCAGCAUAUACCCCAACAACCGCAGAACAUGAUGCCAUUCCCCGAACAGCUAUUUGGCGAUCCUGGAUUCGGCGGAAGUCUCUUCCCAGUAGAGCAGCAGAUGCAGAUGAAUGUUGGAGGCAUGGACUUUUCGGAAUGGGUCAACUUUCCACCUGCGGAAUAA
This is a messenger RNA of Penicillium brevicompactum, 2085 nucleotides long. RefSeq names its product putative C6 transcription factor (Gal4). The record is from RefSeq and is a predicted model, not a curated record. Gene Ontology annotation, biological process: DNA-templated transcription; positive regulation of transcription from RNA polymerase II promoter by galactose. The transcript is spliced from 6 exons. The coding region runs from base 1 to 2085 and encodes 694 amino acids. Gene Ontology annotation, cellular component: nucleus. NCBI's taxonomy places the organism in Eukaryota, Fungi, Ascomycota, Eurotiomycetes, Eurotiales, Aspergillaceae. Gene Ontology annotation, molecular function: DNA-binding transcription factor activity, RNA polymerase II-specific; zinc ion binding; RNA polymerase II cis-regulatory region sequence-specific DNA binding.